CUUGGUGGUAAGUAUAAGGCGAGAGCUACUAAUCAAUGUGAUGUUCGUGCUUAUUUCUAUGAAGGAUACUGUGAUAAUUAGACCUAGCUACUUCGGGUCAGACAUGAAGGAAAUCAUAGAACAGGAGUUAAAUGCUCGCUUUUGUGGAAAAGUUAUAUAUAAAGUCGGUCUGUGCGUUUCAUUAUGGGACAUUUUAAAAGUUGAGGAAAGUUUCAUAUCAGAUAGUGACGGUGCUUAUUAUACUGCAGUGACCUUCCGCAUUGUUUGUUUUCGUCCAUUUAUUGAUGAAAUUCUUAUUGGGAUCGUAAAAUCUGUUUCAAAAAGUGGUCUUCGUGUAUCAUUAAACUUUUUUGAUGACAUUCUUAUACCUGCAGAAAAACUACGAUCACCAUCAAGAUAUGAUUAUGAACAAAAUGCAUGGAUAUGGGAAUAUGCUUAUGAAGGUGAAACAGCUGAAUUACGCAUCGAUAAACAUGAUACUAUACGAUUUCGAGUUGUAGAAGAAAUUUGGACUGAUCCUAAUCCGGAUAACGAGAAGACGACGACAAACUCAGAUCCCACUGAGACUGAUGCAAAUGCAGACACCUUAACUGAAUCCAAGGCUCCAUAUACUUUAAUAGGUUCAGUUGUUGCUGAUGGACUAGGUGUAACCUGUUGGUGGGUCAACUGAUCUCUGCAUCACUCUCUAUAUCGAUUUCUGGUUCCUCUUCUCGAUCAUGUGAGAGAAUGGAAUUGUGUUUUUUUUCUUAAAAUAUCACCGCGGAUCAUAUACACAGAGAAAGAAAAAGCGUGUGCGUGACCCUCCUCCAACAAAACCAACAAACAAAUAACAUCAAAAUAAAACACAGCUCAUUAUUUAUUAUUUUUGUAAUAUUGUUGUGACCAGACAAGAAAAUAGAAUAAAGAAGUAUUGAAUUGUGUGUGUGUUACCAUUAUUGUUAUCAUU
Molecule: messenger RNA, 946 nt
Organism: Trichobilharzia szidati
Lineage: Eukaryota; Metazoa; Platyhelminthes; Trematoda; Strigeidida; Schistosomatidae
Source: the annotation of a GenBank genome assembly